AUUAUUUUCCCGAGACGCAGCUGACGAUGUAAACAAGAAAAGACAGUCGAGGGCAACAGGGAUCAAACAGGCCGGUGUCACCUCAAAUGAUAGCCCGUUUAUUCCCGUAGGCGGCCGACAUGGGGCUCCCCGUUACGAUUAAAGUCAACUUCCGGGGGAACGUGAAGAGAUUUCUGGCCCAGGAUUUGGACAAAUUGGAGUGGGAAUCCGUUGAAGCCUGGAUCAAAGCGUCAUUCGGGAUCAACCACUUCCAAGUUAAAUACUUUGACGAGGACAACGAAGAGAUUUGCAUAAACAGCCAAGAUGAAUAUGAAGAAGCCAUCAAGAGCGCAGAGAAGCAGGGGAACCAGUUGCACAUGAACGUGUACAAGAUGAAAGGGCAGGCCUGCGGCGGCCCGCUGAAGACGGAGGUGAAGGAGCUGAAAGGAGACCUCCGACCGGCUCCUCCUUACCCAUCGAGGGUCAAAACGGUGGACAAAGGCACACAGGUCACCCCAGAGCGUGAAGCAGUAGCAGUAAAGGACAAAGCGAGCAAACCAGAAGAUGAGCCCCCUCCCAUGUGGUUUAGAUCGUACAUGGAGAAAUUUAAGGAUGAGGUUGUAAAAGAAGUAGUGGAAAGGAUGUGCAGCGACUUUUCUGGCCAGUGUUGUACCCACAAAUCCUCUGAUGGCCCCCUCGAGGCCAUGGGGGCAAGUGGCGGCACUGUGGGACCCAGGCCGGGCCCCUCCACCUCGAAUGGCUCCCUUGGCUACACCCCAAACUGCAGCAGCUGCAACAAACUCACCUCUGAAGGAGCCUACAAGUGCAGUGUGUGCCCGUCCUGCAUCCUGUGUGAGUUGUGCAGACAUAGCCAUGACCCCAGCCACAACCUCGUGAGAACCAAGACGCCCCUCUCCAUCCCUGAACACGGGAUGUCAGGAGAGUUAAGGUUCCCAAGGCGAGGAGACAGGACAGUGCGCAAGGCCGAGCGACAGCGCCUCAAAGCUGAAAGAAGGCAGCUAAGAGCCGAAGUGAAGGAAAUCAAGAAGAAACUGAGACUGGAGAAGAGGGGGCUGCAGUGGAGUGGGCCCUCUACCUCAGGCAGAGCCAACCUGACAAACAUGACCUCAGCGUCCACCCAGGUCCCAGCCCUGCCCCCUCCUGCUGCCUCAGAAACAGCCUCAGGUCCAGCCCCAGCCCAAGGUCCCAUCCCUGCCCCGGUCCCUGAUCCCCAGGCCUCCAGUCCAGAGGGUCCUGGGGUCUCGCACACGUCCUUGGUGCCCACUAUGGCUGCCUUGUUUCUGGAUGAAAAUCUGCCUGACGGCACCCGUCUGGAUCCUGGCACCAAGUUCAUCAAAUACUGGAAGAUGAGGAACUCGGGCACUAUCAGCUGGACCUCAGAGACUAAGCUAGUGUUCAUGUGGGGAAACCUUGGCUUGGCGUCAGAGGAGAAGAGGGAGGUGCCGGUGCCCCUGUUGCUGCCCGGCCAAGUGGGAGUGGUCAGUGUGGCCUUUGUCGCUCCCGUGAUGGAGGGGACGUACACCUCCCACUGGCGGCUGGCGCACUGCGGGUGUCAGUUCGGCCCGCGCGUGUGGUGCAGCAUCGUGGUCGACCCCGGGAGCGCCCGCAACGCACUCGGGCAUCAGAGCAAACCGCCGAAGGUGGAGGUGAAGCCGGCGGAGAAGGAGAGGGAGGUGAGGCCCAGGGUCAGCAUCCCGGACCUGUCUGUAGACCUCCACCAUGACGACUACUACUUCCCCUCAGUCGACCUGCUCACUGCACAGGAUCUGCUGUCGUUCGAGUUGCUGGAUAUAAAUAUUGUGCAGGAGUUGGAAAAGGUUCCCAACAACACUCCAGUGGAUUUGACUCCCUGCAUAUCUCCUCUUCCCCACGAUGCACCGGUCUUGGAAAAGAACAUCACUUUGCAGAUAAAAGAAGACACACCGGUCACUGGAGUCAAAACACUUUUUGGGGUGAAACUGAGGCAGCAGAAGGAGGUGUCGGAGCCUGUGGCCCAGGAGGAGGAGAGGGAGGAGGAAAUCAGCGGAGCUCAGUUCCUCUGCGAGACGCUCAUCCGCUCCCUCACUUUGGAGGAAGCCCCCGACCACCGACCCCUGCGCAGGGCCUCGCACGGCAGCCACAGAUCGCAGCUUGUUUCCCGGGGUCCAAGCUUCUGCUUAGAGACGACAGUCGAGGCUGAGAGCUCGCAGAGGCCCCAGGAGGGAAACAAAGAGAUCUGUGCCGUUAAACUCGAGAGUUCAGCUCUGCCUGCGAACGCGGCUCUCGACCACAUCACCCCGGAGCGAGAGACGGGGCCAGUUCUUCUGCUGGAACCAGAGAAUGAAAACCCGCAUCUCGGCUCACAUCAAAAUAACGAGGACAAAGAUGUCUUUCAUGCGCUGCAGAACCUGAAGGAUGAUGAGGAGGAGAAAGAGGAGGGCGGAGCCAAAGGAGAAGACUGGGAUGAGGUCAGCAGCCAGACCUCCUCAGUCUCCUCCUGUGAUGAUUACAUCAUCGUCCUCCCAGACUGCUUUGACACCAGCCGGCCUCUGGGGGAGUCCAUGUACAGCUCCGCCAUGUCGCAGCCCGACUCUGCUGCUGCCGCCGCCGCUGCUGCUGCUGCUGAAGAUGAAGAUGAUGACGACGACGACGAUGAUGAUGAUGAAACCUCAGCCGACCCGGAGCGGGAGCAAGAGGAGGACUCCGUCGUGGACCCGGGCAGGGCGGCAACACCGCUGCAGACGGAGGGACAGGCGGACGUGGACGCUGCUGAGGAUUCGCUGGAGAACACCUGGCCCCCGCCGGCCCCUCCCAUCGACAGCAGCGUGAACCAGAUGCUCUGCGCCUCCCAGACUCUGGACGCCGUGACGCUCACCCCCGAGGUGGUGCCGCCGCCCGUCCUGCCCAACUCACCGCUGCCCCCGCCGGCCCUCUACUCACCGAGGUCUGAGGCACUGUACUUGGCAGAGGAUCCCAGUCCUCCUGCCUGCGAACCCUACGAGCCGCCCCAGCCACGUGUCCACCUAAAUGUGUCAUCUGGUCUGUCGAGAUCAGCGGGCUCAGCAUCCAGUGCCUUCGAGACGUACAACCCCAGACCCAGCAACGCGCUGCUGCCCAGGGGCCAAGGAGGCAUCACGGAGGGACUUGUCAAGGGGGCCCUUUCUGUGGCCGCGUCUGCUUAUAAGGCUCUCUUCACUGGACCAAACUGUUCAAUACAGCGAGGCAUCGAUCCGGCCGCCAGGCAGGACCCUUCCAUGAUGGCCAUGCUCCUGGAGAUGGGCUUCAGAGACCAGCGGCUCAACCAGCAGCUGCUGAGGAAGCACGGCUACAGCCUGCUGCACACCGUCAACGAGCUGGUGCAGAUGGCUGAGGACGGCCAGAACGCGGCCGCCGACGCUCGCCCCUGAGGGAGCGGGAAGCUGGGUGACGGGGUGGGAGUGGGGGGGAACGGCAACUGAAAGGCCGUUUAAAAAUAAAAGAAGAGUCGUAAUAAGGAAUCGACUUUAAAGCAUAAUGUAAAGAGUAUAAUUGGAGAACAGCCUGUGUAUCCAGGUGCCGGAUUAUUAUUUUGAAUAAUUUAAAAUGGAGAAAAACUAUUUAUGAUUGACUUUUCAAAGGAGGAAUCGUUUAUUUGGACCAACGGGACAACAAUGAUAAAAACUGCUAAAAUGAAAUAGGGGGUUCUUGAUUAUUAGAGAUAUGGCUUCUCCUGCCUUUGAUUUAGCUUCGCCAUUACACACGUGUAAAUUAUUGCCGAUUAUGACUUUGUUUACCGGGGGCCAUAGAGCUUUACGUCAAAGCGAGCUGGUGUGUAUUUCCGCUCUUCAUCUCUUUAGUGUUUGUGUGGCUGUUGUAGCUGCUUCCUCGGCGCCGAAUAGUCUGGAACCUAAUCACGAAUUUAAAGUUUGUUGAAUGUCCUUAAAGCAUAGAACGCGUGCUGAAGAGAUGCUGCCGAAGCUACGCCGAUCUUCGCGGGUGCGCGGAGCGUCAUGAGAAACCGAUAUUUAAGACUUUUUCCUCGAUCAUCGUAGUGAAAUCUGCCUAACAAUGCAAUCCUUUUUCUGAAUCAGAGUACUGUUAUUUUAGACGUUGACAUGUGGAAUGUAUACACAAGCGUCGGGGCGGACCACCGCUCGGGCGUCCAGAUGUUUUCUACGGCUUUUUAGGCGACACCUGCAUGACAGGUAGAGGCUUUAGAGAUGAGUCGUGUUCUCGUGGUCUUAGCACAGUCACAGUGGAAAAUGUCCGCUCUCUGCGUCACCUUUUAUCGAACCCCUCCCCGACCUGCCUGCCUCCUGCCUGCCUGCAUUUUUGUCCUCACUUAACCACCAGCUGAAACCUAGGAAGUGUCAUCUAGCAUUAAUUCAAGCGAACAAUACAUUCCUCCAUCUCAUAGUGGAACCAAGUCUGUUUGAUUUUGUUGCCUUUUACAGAAACGUCAUCAUUGAUUUACUGAAACAUACGUGAGUGGAUGUUGUUGUGUGUGACAGGAUUUAAGUUAAUGUGUACGCCUCUAAUUUUUUUUUUUUCCUUUGAAUGAUUUCCUCCUUUCUGUGUGUGAUUGACGUGUUUUGAACCAUUACUACGUCCUUAAGGUUGUUGAUUGUCUAAGUUUUGAAGAACCACGAUCCAAACAAUAAUUCUGAACAUAUCGACGCUUGUCAAAUUAUUAUUCUGCCGCAGAGUGUAUUUGUACAUUAAAUACCCUUCUGUCAAUCCGCCAAUAAACUAUUUGCACACCU
This is a messenger RNA of Mugil cephalus (flathead mullet), 4721 nucleotides long. It is a transcript of the gene nbr1a, whose product is annotated as NBR1 autophagy cargo receptor a. Gene Ontology annotation, biological process: macroautophagy. Lineage: Eukaryota; Metazoa; Chordata; Actinopteri; Mugiliformes; Mugilidae. The transcript has 22 exons. The record is from RefSeq and is a predicted model, not a curated record. Gene Ontology annotation, molecular function: ubiquitin binding. Bases 120 to 3386 code for a protein of 1088 amino acids. Gene Ontology annotation, cellular component: phagophore assembly site.